GGCACUUCCGGGCCGGGCCGUACGGAGGCGCGACGUUGCUGUGGGCGCAGCAUCCCGAGAUACAAAGAAGACGCAACAAUGGCCGAUAUAUCCCUCUAUCUCACCAACGUUAAUGUGUCGAUAGGACGGAACAUGGACGUGCGGCCGGUCGGUAGUCUCGCCUCCAUAAUUACCGCCGUUAGCGAGAAUCAGAGUCCAAACCCUCCCAACGACUUUGAGAGUGUGGAGCUGGAGGAGCUGGAUAAAGGAGUGCAGCAGAAGGAGAAGGCACCCCGGCGGAUCAUCCAUUUUUCCAGCGGUGAGACGAUGGAGGAGUACAGCACCGACGAGGAGGAGGAUGGAGAGGAGAAGGAGCAGGAGAGGAAGGACCUGCUGUCCUCCCCGGUCGAUGCGGUGAGGUCAAAGAUGACCUGGGGGCCUUACUUCUGGUUCCAUAUGUGGAGAGCGGCUACGUCCACCAUCUCAGCUUGCGACUACCUCGGGGAGAGGAUGGCCUCCCUGUUUGGGAUAACAUCAGCCAAAUAUCAGUACGCCAUCGAUGAAUACUACAGGAUAAAGAAAGAGAGGGAGGAAGAGAAGGAGGAAAACCGUCUGUCAGAAGAAGCUGAGAGAUCCUUUGAACAUCUACGAUCCCGGGAAGAGGUGGACGAGCCGAUCACUGCGCCAGACCGCGUGGAGGAGGAGGAGGCGGCGACCGCUCACCCUGAUGUCACCUAUCAAGUGGAGAAUGAAAAUCAGGCAGCUCCGAGCACCAUCCGGGUCCCUGCCAUCGUGACAGCAACCUAACCCUCCCUGGAAGAAGGAGAAUCUCCUCCCGGUGUCUGUUUUUUAAAGCAGGAACACUGUCUUGGUUUGUGUACAGCACAGCUUUAGAUGGUCGAAUGGCGGUGGCAGCAGAGCUGCGACCGUGCAGGAAUUAACUCCUGGAUAACAUGUAGCGUAUUUUGAUCUUUGAAUAAAUUCAAAUUAACAAGAGGUGUAUUGUUAAAAAGAGAGAGAGAAAUAUAGUUUGGGAAAAUGUUAUGUGCCAACUGCUAACACAGUUUUCUUUCCAUCGUUUGCCCUUUUAGAGCAAGUUUCCACUUUGAUAAGUUCAUCCAGUGUACAGUGAAGCGUUGCUCCCUUGUGCCUCCACCGGUACUGUGCCUAAAUCACUGAUACAGCCAAGUCAGCGCCACGUGUUGUCAUUGCAGACAUAAAACAGCCUUGAAUUUAGUGAGCGCACUCUACACUGGAUAACGUGUUACACGUAGUUUUUGUAGUUUUUGUCGUUCUCGGAGCACCAGACUGCACCAACCAGCUGGCCUUCCUAACACCCCUCACACGCUGAUCUGUUUUUGUGUUGAUGUGUAUUAAGCCUGCGUUACGUUUAAUGUCUGUGGAAGCACUGAGCAGAUUUAGUCCUGGUUAUCAGAACAACUACGGAUCACAGGACUGACAUCUAAUUUAAAAAACCAGUGGAAACAGGUUCAGCUGAUCUGUGUGGCUCUUCUGCAUCAUGUACUGUAAAUGUGAACACAGAUGUGGCGCGUACGCCUUUGGUAAUGGCAGGGAGCAUUGUGACACUAAGUCUGCAAAAUGACUUAUUUCUAACUGUUUUUAUUACCAUUUUUAUAUUUAUGUAUUUAUUUUACUGAACUGACUGAGCACUUAAUUUUGGGAUUUUUCUAUUGUUUUACAUGAUAAACUGUUAAUAAAUUUAUUGUCUGACUUUUA
Neolamprologus brichardi is the source of this 1716-nucleotide messenger RNA. Its product is annotated as protein FAM177A1-like. The record is from RefSeq and is a predicted model, not a curated record. Lineage: Eukaryota; Metazoa; Chordata; Actinopteri; Cichliformes; Cichlidae.